This is a messenger RNA of Guillardia theta CCMP2712, 1542 nucleotides long. RefSeq lists its product as hypothetical. Lineage: Eukaryota; Cryptophyceae; Pyrenomonadales; Geminigeraceae. The record is from RefSeq and is a predicted model, not a curated record. Bases 34 to 1542 code for a protein of 502 amino acids. The transcript has 6 exons.
GUCGGCAAAGGAAGGACUUUCUGCAUCGAGGAGAUGACUUCUCAUCAGCUAUUCGGCUUUACCUUCCGCGCUUGCGUUUUUCUAAUUCUGUUUUUUGAGAAUGUUGUGUGUUUCGCUCCCUCUCUUUUCCCAACCAUGAGCAUGAUUCCUUCGUGGCGGCCGAGUCUCAGGGCAUUGUACAAAAACCAACGAGUGUCGUGGAGCGCACCUGCUUACAGCAGACCAGCCAUACUGCCUCAAACCUGUGUGAAGAUGAAAGAUCAAGAUGGUGAAAGAAUGGUCAAAAAUCAGGAUGCUGAGCCGUCAAGGAAGCCCACCUCGCUUGAAGCUGCUGCCUCCCUGGAUCUAGACCAAGCAGAGAGCGACAUGAAGCUGGCGAACAUCAAAGACGAGCUGCAAGACAUCAACAAGAAGAUGAUGGCCACCCUGCGCCGGAGGAAGACGUUGCUGAAGAAGUACAGAGCGUUGAACCAAGCAAAGGCUGAGUACGAGGACUUCGUGGGAACAAUCAACACCUUCUGCACUGCCGAGGAGUUCGACAUGCCGCACGCAUUUCGACGUCUGCGUGUGUGGAGCAGAGGCAACGCCAAGUUCAUGGAGGAAGGGAAGGUGCUGCACGUGCGAACGGGCUCCCGCUUCGAUCAGGACAGCGGGGAGUCAACGUACGAAGGGGAGGGGGACGCGUUCAUAUUUCCGUAUGGCGUUGUGGUGUGCUGGGGGCUGGACGAGGAGCAGGAGCUCGAGCUGCUCACUGUGCUGAGGUUCUGUGAGGUACAGGGAUACGUAGAGCCUGAAGAAGAUCACUUCUCCUACACCUAUGGGGAGGGUUUCGAUUACGUUUUCAGCGAGGACCAACUGAUCCUGACCACACGGCCCAGCAAACGGACCGAAGAUCUCGAGCGAUCUGUUCUCGAGAAGUUGGCAGCUUCCCACGGCUUCGCUCAGUCUUCCCGGCUCGCCGCGUUCGCAGAGUCUGUGCAGCAGUCCAUCGAAGACACACGAGGCCUUGCAGCAGAGCUGGCAGCCAAGGGCGACAUUGUCAGCCAGAGUCAGAGGGACAUUGCCCGCACCUACGGUCGCCUCAUCCUCGACCGCCACACUAUCUACCUGUACGCUGACGUUCUUGACACUCCCGACGUGUGCUGGGAGAAUCCAGACCUGGAUCCCCUCUACCGGCUCGUUAACAAGUACCUCGAGCUCAGCCCGCGCGUCGAGCUUCUGAACAGCCGCGUCGAUGUCGUGAGAGAGCUGCUGAGCCUUCUCUCGGACGAGUUGCAGAACAAGCAUGCGAGCAGACUGGAGGAAAUCAUCAUCUUCCUCAUCACUGUUGAGAUCCUCAUCGAAGUGGUCAAAGACAUUGUCCCCAUGGCAACUUCUUGGGUACAGAAGAACGCGGCCAUCAGCGCCGUCGGCGUCGCUCCCUCUCUCGUCGCGUCGAGUGCGGUGCAGGCGAUCAUGAUCACGACCAUCACGUGCUUCGGAGUGCUGUUGACAGGAGCUGUUUUCACGGGCCUCUACUGGUGGUGGACGGUCUUCAGGUAA